GCUGCACAGAGCGUGCGCGGUCCGCACGCGGUUCCGGGUCUUGGUGUUGGGCUCGGCGAUCUGCGGGUGUGGGGCUCGGCUGUAAAGUUUAGGAAGUUGCUUCUGUCUCUCUGGCUCCCGAGUCGCCCGCCUUGCCACGCAGAGGUGGCCGGGGAGCUGGCGGCUGGGCCAAGUGGGGAGUGGCAGCGCCGGGGUUCGAACUCGCCCGAGCGCUAGGCGAGGCGUCGCAGGCCCGAGAUGAGCCAGUCUUUGGUUUGCCCCGAAACCGUGAGCAGGGUGAGUUCUGUGCUUAAUCGAAACAGCCGGCAAUUUGGGAAGAAACAUCUUUUUGACCAGGAUGAGGAGACAUGCUGGAACUCUGACCAGGGCCCCUCCCAGUGGGUGACACUCGAGUUUCCCCAGCGUGUUCACGUCACGCAGCUGCAGGUGCAGUUCCAGGGCGGCUUCUCCAGUCGCCACAGCUACCUGGAAGGUUCACAGUCUGGGGACACACUCAGCAAGAUUGUGGACUUCUACCCUGAGGACACAAACGCCCUUCAAACCUUCUCCAUCCCCACUGUGGAGGUGGACAGACUGAAGUUGACCUUUGAGGACACCACCGACUUUUUUGGCCGUGUGGUCAUCUACCACCUGCGGGUGCUGGGUGAGAAAGCAGUGUAAGAGCUACCGGCGGCCACUUCCUCCAGGAAGCCCCCCUGAACACCCAGAAGCCCUUCAAGUUCACAGAUUUAUUGGUUCCUGUUGGGGAGGGCCCUCUGCCACCACUGUCCAGGAGCUGCCUCAAGCCAGUUGUGGGAGACUGGUUUAUUCCCUGAGUGCCUGGGUUCCCAAUAGGCUGUCUUCACUCAGGGUCUGCAGGCCCCAGAGUACUCUGGAACAGUUUCAGGAUAUGGGUCUCCAUCACCUGUUGCACUGUGGGAGGAG
Molecule: messenger RNA, 924 nt
Organism: Cricetulus griseus (Chinese hamster)
Lineage: Eukaryota; Metazoa; Chordata; Mammalia; Rodentia; Cricetidae
Source: RefSeq, a predicted model, not a curated record